CAGCACAUGCAUGAUGGGAUGGGGUGGGGACCAGGAGCAAAGCCAGAUCCAGAGGCCGUGAAGGAACAAGCAGGGGACUGAAGUAACUGAGUGAGAAGGAGAGAGGGGAAGAAGGGAGACAGGCAGAGAGGGAGGGAGGGAGGGAGGAAGGAAAGAAGGCAGGCAGGCAGGCUGGCUAAAUACAUAAAUGGUGAAAUGAGGGAAAGAGCAAAAUUGUUUCCCAACUCUGGAGUGCCUGGCCUAGCCUGGCACAGUGGAGCCCUCAAGACCCACAUGGACACAAGACACAGCCCCGCAGGUGCCCAGUGAUAGCUGGCCUGACACCAGCUGGCUGGGAGUGAAGAGGACCAUGGACACAGAGAGCGUCCAGCCAGGAUGCAAGCCACCCCUGUGCCUGCUCCUACUGGUGCCUCCAGGAAGAAGCGCAUGGAGUCAGUGGCUGACUUGGACUCUGAGUGGCCCAUUGAGAAACGAGCCCGAAAUGGGCCCCAGCCCCAGCCAGUGCCCUGCCUGCAGUCCCUGGGCCCAGCUGCUUCUCCCCAGGCACCUGCUCUGGCCCCCACCUCCCGUGAGCUUGGGCCCUACAUCCUCCUAGAGCCUGAGGAGGGUGGGCGGGCCUACCGGGCCCUGCACCGUCCUACGAGCAGGGAGUAUACCUGCAAGGUGUAUCCUGCCUGUGAAGACUGGGCAGUGCUGGAGCCCUACUCGAGGCUGCCGCCUCACCAGAAUGUGGCUCGACCCAAGGAGGUCCUGUUGGGGCCUGAGCGCCUCUGUGCCUUUUUCCCUCGGACUCACGGGGACUUGCACAGCCUGGUGCGCAGCCGCCGCCGGAUCCCGGAGCCCGAGGCUGCCUUGCUUUUCCGGCAGAUGGCCUCUGCCCUGGCGCACUGCCACCGGCAUGGCCUGGUCCUGCGUGAUCUCAAGCUGUGUCGCUUCGUCUUCACCAACUGUGAGAGGACAAAGCUGGUGCUGGAGAACCUGGAAGACGCCUGUGUCCUGACGGGACCUGAUGACCAGCUGUGGGACAAGCAGGCUUGUCCAGCCUACGUGGGACCUGAGAUCCUCAGCUCGAGGGCAUCCUACUCUGGCAAGGCAGCAGACAUCUGGAGCCUGGGCGUGGCUCUCUUCACCAUGCUGGCUGGCCACUACCCCUUCCAGGACUCAGAGCCCACCCUACUCUUUGGCAAAAUCCGGCGCGGUGCCUUUGAGCUGCCUGCUGGCCUCUCAGCCCCGGCCCGCUGCCUUGUGCGCUGCCUUCUCCGGCGGGAGCCAGCUGAAAGGCUCACGGCCUCAGGUAUCCUGCUGCACCCCUGGCUGCAGGAGGACCCAGUCCCCUUAGCCCUGUCCCGAUCCCAUCUUAGGGACACUGACCAGGUAGUCCCUGAUGGGCUGGGUCUGGAGGAGGCCGAGGGGGAGAAGGGUGGCAGGGAGGUGGGUCUGUAUAGCUAGGCCGCUCUGUUAGAAGCCCAGCCAUGAACCAUGGGCUGAGUUUGUGGUCUCCAUCCUUUCUCCUGCCUUGUUCUAUUGAGCCCAACCUCAGCUGCCUUCUGGAAGGAAAAAGUGUGGGCACA
Molecule: messenger RNA, 1571 nt
Organism: Octodon degus (degu)
Lineage: Eukaryota; Metazoa; Chordata; Mammalia; Rodentia; Octodontidae
Gene: Trib3
Product: tribbles pseudokinase 3
Exons: 4
Coding region: 376-1449 (357 amino acids)
Biological process (GO): protein phosphorylation; regulation of MAP kinase activity; positive regulation of proteasomal ubiquitin-dependent protein catabolic process
Cellular component (GO): nucleus
Molecular function (GO): mitogen-activated protein kinase kinase binding; protein kinase activity; ATP binding
Source: RefSeq, a predicted model, not a curated record